AUGGAGCCUUUGGAUAUGCGUACCCUCGGCGAACGAGGGUCAGCUCCACACACUCCAUUACCUCGCCAAGUCAUCGACCACUUCCCGCCGCGCGAGAGCGAGUUGGAGAGGAGACUUAAGGAAGUCCUGGUGAAUGAACUGGACGCUACUUUGGGUGAUGAUCAUGCUCAAGAUGAAGGCGUCAAACGCUUUAAAGAAUUCCGAAGGAGGGUGAGAGCUCUGGAUGGGGAACUCCACCGCUUCCGGAACACCAUCUCCCAACUUAGCUCAUCUGUUGGCCUUCUUUCCUCUGCUGAAGAUCUCCGUAAAAGACUCCAGCAGCUCCUGAACUUGUUCCGCGAGAAUGCAGCGGAUAUAUUUCGCGAUGUUCGUAGAGAGUUUGGAGAUUUCUCUAUAAGAAAGCCCCAAGCAAACACCCGUGACGUUCCAACCCGCCCUUCCCGAAAGUUUCAUUCGGAAGGAGUGAUGAUUGGCGACCUUGAACAGAUACCAAACCAGCUUCACUUGUUAGCGCAGGAUUGGCGCACUUUCCUAGAAGCUCUAAACAGAAUCCCGGAGUUUCGUGACGAGGUUGUCAGUCCUUCCAUCCGGAGUUUCUAUCAUGAUUUAGAAUAUUGGUCUUUCAGCCUGAGGGAUUUUAAAGGUAUUAUCAGUCUGUUCGUAUCAUGCUGGUCACUAGAACUGGAUGUUUAG
Molecule: messenger RNA, 693 nt
Organism: Cantharellus anzutake
Lineage: Eukaryota; Fungi; Basidiomycota; Agaricomycetes; Cantharellales; Hydnaceae
Exons: 4
Coding region: 1-693 (230 amino acids)
Source: RefSeq, a predicted model, not a curated record